Molecule: messenger RNA, 531 nt
Organism: Nicotiana attenuata
Lineage: Eukaryota; Viridiplantae; Streptophyta; Magnoliopsida; Solanales; Solanaceae
Exons: 2
Coding region: 1-531 (176 amino acids)
Molecular function (GO): zinc ion binding
Source: RefSeq, a predicted model, not a curated record
AUGGCAAUGAUGGUGUUGGUUACAAAUGUGGAGAAGUCUAUGAGGUGCACAAUACACUGGAAUGGUGAUUUUGGGUAUGAAGUUAAGGGGGCUACCGGGAUUAAACACAUUGUCAAGUUGACUGAGGGAGCGUGUAGUUGCAGAGCUUGGCAACUAAAAGGGAUACCUUGUGCACAUGGUGUCGCUGCAAUUCAUCACAAGAGACUUAAUCCACUUGGCUUCAUUUCUGAGUGGUACAAGAAGGAGACCUACCUAAAAGCUUAUUCUCAUUUCAUACAGCCAGUACCAUGCAUAGAGAUGUGGCAUGAGUCAACAAAUGCAAAGGUUGAACCACCUCCUCUGAUUGGGACUGUUUUUAUAUAUGCAAAAGGAGUGGCUCAAUCACAAAAAUCAACCUCUAAAAAGAGAUCAAAGGCUGACUCCCAAGCAUCUACUAGUAAGAGGAAUGCUAAAGCUAAGGGUGGUAAAGGAAGAAGCAAUAGCAACUUGGUGCAGAAGUUACAAAACUCAGAUAACAAUCUCAAGUUUUAG